CUCGUUAAGAAGACCCCCCAUCCUCAAGUAAAGGUCUCAGAACCACGUUCCUCUCUCUCUCUCUCUGGUUCGUUGACCUAGAGAGUUCGCUUCGACGAAGCGUAAAUCACUGAUUCCAAGCUCGAGAUCUGUUUAAUUACAACCCUCGUUUCACCAAUCCAAGGUCAGAUCUAGUGGAACGAUCAAGACGCGGUCGUGUGGACUCUAAUUCGCAGUAACCUAGUUUGGUUCACGUUUCUGGAGAGGGUUCUGAAUGAUUCGUCGAUUGUUUUCGUUUCUGUUUUUUCAUCUUCUGUCUGUUCCAGAUCUACUCGAAGCAGAAUACGUCGUCUUUUUUGCGAGAACUUAAGUUACAGUUACAAGUCUGUUUUCAGAUCUGGGUUUGAUUGUAUUCCUCCUUCUGUUGCCUGAAUUCAAGUAUUGGAAAUGUCGAUUUUACCGAAAGGCGAUUCGAUUCAAAUCCGUGACGUAUGGAAUGAUAAUCUGGAGGAAGAAUUUGCUUUGAUCCGUGAAAUUGUUGACAAUUAUAAUUAUAUUGCUAUGGAUACCGAGUUCCCAGGCGUGGUUCUUCGGCCCGUGGGUACUUUCAAGAACAUCAAUGACUAUAACUACCAAACACUGAAAGACAAUGUUGAUAUGUUGAAAUUAAUCCAAUUGGGUCUCACUUUCUCCGACGAGCAUGGGAAUCUUCCCACUUGCGGCACCGAUAUGUUUUGCAUCUGGCAAUUCAACUUCCGCGAGUUCAAUAUAAGCGAGGAUAUUUUCGCAAGCGAUUCCAUUGAGUUGUUGCACCAGUCCGGGAUUGAUUUCAAGAAGAAUAACGAGAAGGGCAUUGAUGUGAAUCGGUUCGGUGAGCUUUUGAUGUCGUCGGGGAUUGUUUUGAACAAUAGCGUGCAUUGGGUUACCUUUCAUAGUGGGUAUGAUUUCGGGUACUUGCUUAAAUUGUUGACCUGCCGGAGUUUGCCUGAUACACAAGCGGGAUUCUUUGAUCUGAUCAACAUGUAUUUUCCGAUGGUGUAUGAUAUCAAGCAUCUGAUGAAAUUUUGCAAUAGCCUUCACGGUGGGUUGAACAAGCUUGCGGAAUUGUUGGACGUGGAGAGAGUUGGUGUGUGUCAUCAAGCGGGUUCUGAUAGUUUGCUGACGGCUUGUACCUUUAGAAAGUUGAGGGACACCUUCUUCAAUGGCUCAACAGAGAAAUACGCUGGUGUUUUAUAUGGUCUUGGUGUCGAGAAUGGACAGAGUACCAAUUGAAAGGAAAUAAUUGGGAAAAUAUUGAAGAAUAUUUGUAGACUACUUUAAGUGUGAGACUUUCAGUUCUCUUUGUAAACUGGAAAAAAGUUGUUGAUUUAGUCGUAACUUAUUUUCUGUGCUGGCUUUGUAACUGAAACCUUAACUGGUUUGUAGCCUGAUUUGCGUGUACAUGUUGCAGUUAGUCUUUGAAUAAAAAUUUAAGAUGUUUCUAUGCU
Molecule: messenger RNA, 1466 nt
Organism: Carya illinoinensis
Lineage: Eukaryota; Viridiplantae; Streptophyta; Magnoliopsida; Fagales; Juglandaceae
Product: probable CCR4-associated factor 1 homolog 7
Exons: 2
Coding region: 427-1251 (274 amino acids)
Cellular component (GO): CCR4-NOT core complex; CCR4-NOT complex; P-body
Molecular function (GO): nucleic acid binding; poly(A)-specific ribonuclease activity
Source: RefSeq, a predicted model, not a curated record